Aspergillus costaricaensis CBS 115574 is the source of this 1290-nucleotide messenger RNA. Its product is annotated as kinase-like protein. NCBI's taxonomy places the organism in Eukaryota, Fungi, Ascomycota, Eurotiomycetes, Eurotiales, Aspergillaceae. The record is from RefSeq and is a predicted model, not a curated record. Gene Ontology annotation, biological process: protein phosphorylation; regulation of mRNA processing; spliceosomal complex assembly. Gene Ontology annotation, molecular function: ATP binding; protein kinase activity. The transcript is spliced from 5 exons. Bases 59 to 1237 code for a protein of 392 amino acids.
CCCUCGACUUUUUUCUCUCAUUUCAUCUUCUCUCUCAUCAUCUCUCUCAUUCUCAAUCAUGGAAGAUUCAUCGUUUGAAUACCCCAGCGACAUUCUCUACACCCAGGAGCCUCUCUCGGGAUACAAGUUUGGCGGAUAUCAUCCCGUCCGUAUCGGUGAUACUUUCAAAGAUAACCGCUACACUAUACAUCACAAACUCACGUGGGGAGGUUUCUCCACCGUCUGGCUCGCCCAUGACAAUCUGCGACACCGAUGGGUCUCCUUGAAGAUCAAAACCGCGGACACAUCGUACAGUUCUCAAGAACUCCAAAACCUCCAGCAGCUGGAGAAGAUUGCCGCUCCGGACGAUCUCUCGUCCAAGUACAUUCUCCACCUGCUGGACGCUUUCAUCCAGCCCGGCCCCAACGGCAUUCACCAGUGCCUGGUCUUUGAGCUGAUCGGUCCUACUAUCGAUCGCAUCAUCACUGACUACCGUGAGCUUUCGGAUUCUCUUGAUCCACAGACCAUUCUCCGCUUGUCGAGGCAGCUCCUCAAAGCUAUCGAAUUGGUCCAUAAUGCGGGGGUGGGGCAGAUAGAUAUCAGCGGCAGAAAUAUCGUCUUCAGCGGUAGGAAUUUGUCCUAUGCAUCGGAGAAGAUCAUCUUUGCGGUCUUUGGCUCGCCCGAGCACGAACCAGUGACCCACCUCGAUGGCACCCCGCUGCACAAAGGCUUCCCAGCGGCUCUUUUCGGACCGGUGAGUUGGGAAGACUGGCUAGAGGAGUUUGCCGAGGAGCUUCGCAUCUUCGACCUAGGAGAGGGCUUUGCACAGGAAGAGAAGUCGAGAAUACUCGCGCAACCGGGUCCUUCGCGGGCUCCAGAGCUGAUUUUCACGGGGAGGUCUGAUCACAGGACUGAUCUAUGGCAUACGGGCUGCAUGCUGUUCUUCUUUGUGUUCGGGACAUACCCCUUUGACUCCGAUGUAGAAGAUAUGGUAGUGGUCGAGCAGAUGAUUGACCUUCUGGGGGAGUUACCCCAGGAAUGGCAACCUAUCUGGGACCGCAUGCGAGCAGAAGCCGGAGACAUGAUGGAUUUCCAAGGCGACGAGGUCUUCACUCUGGAGGACCGCUUCGAUAAGGAAGUGGCCGAGCCAGAGCUUGCUCCUCUGAUCCCGAUCAUCCGAGCAUUGCUGGAGUUUCGGCCUUCGGAGCGCAUUACAGCUCCGCAAGCCCUUGGUCUUUUGGGAACUCAGGGACAGUGAACGAAGUCAUGAAUAUGAGCUAGCUAGUCAAUUUAGCAUUUGCUGUAGAGAAG